Messenger RNA from Perkinsus marinus ATCC 50983, 166 nucleotides. RefSeq lists its product as hypothetical. NCBI's taxonomy places the organism in Eukaryota, Perkinsozoa, Perkinsida, Perkinsidae. The annotation marks the transcript as partial. The record is from RefSeq and is a predicted model, not a curated record. The transcript has a single exon.
GUACACGUCAUUUGUCGCUAAUGUUGCAUUGAAGAAGCUACUCGAGUCUGUCGAUGACAGCGUACAAGCUGCCAGGCUGCAGGCGAGGGCGAAGCGGAGCAUGGAUGAUUUGGAAGGGAUUAAACUGGAAAUGCUGAGGAGGGCUGAAGGAGGAGGGAGAGAAGAA